GUGCGUGUCAGCUCCGCAUGGUACCACGCACUGUUCCACGCCAGCACAGACCCGCACUCCACGACUGUGAUGAGCGGAUGAACGGCAAAACAUAAACCCCCCCAACAAUCAGCAAAGAGAACAACGCUCCACCACCUCCCGCCACCACGCAACCAAGCUAGCUGGGUGGUUUGUAGGGUCCCGUGGUGGGGACGUCUUUGCCCCUGUCCGACCUCUGCGGCCCCGCGUAUCUGGCCCUGGCGUCCUCCACACGCACGUCGGUCAGGGCGGCCGUCGCCUCGCCCGGCGGGGGGGUGCCCUCCUCACCAGGCAGCGUCGGCAGCAGCUCAGACAUGCGCUCGCCGCCACCCGUGGGUGCGAAGCCCUUGGCCGCCACAGUGCCGCGCGCCAUCAGCCGCUGCACGUUACGACGCCAAGGGGUCACAUCCAACUGAAGAGUGUUAACAACACAGAACAACAGAGAGACAAAGCAGGCAGAGGUGUAAGUAAGGGUUUGUCCGUCCGUGUGUGGUGGGCGUGGCGUACGUAUGGGUGUGCUUGCUCGGGUGCUCCGUCGAUUUUGGUUUUGGGCCGCACGCGCAGCCCCGCCCAUGCGAAUGGCUUCGUGGGGUCGGGCGGCAUCUGCGUCUCGUCCUCGGGGACCUUGCCUGUCGGGUUCAAAUCGUAAUGGUCACCUGAACACACAUACACACACGAACGAGAUGCGCCCACGCAUCCAUGUCCCUCCCUCCCUCCCUCCCUCCCUCCCUCCGUCCCUCCCUGUGUGCCUUGAAAACUCACCCGCCAAGAGAGUUGGCAGCGGUAGUCUCCAUGCGUUUCGGUCGACGCCCAUCCAGAAGAGGUCGUCUCUGUGUCGCGUCUGGUGUUUGGGGUUCUUUUUGCCGUAGCUGAUGUUCUUCUUGAGCAGGGCGGGGUUGCGGCCCAGCUGCCUCGAUGACGAGAACAUCUUGACGUCGUCAGGGAUGGCAUGCUCGAAGUUCACUAUCGCCUUCUUGUGCAGAGGGCCCCGCCUGUAGUAACCCACUGCACCCACCCGCCAGACACACAAAGCCAACACGCACCCAGGCAGUCUCACUGAGAGGGCCCUCCCCGGCCGUGUUUGCGCUUGGCUUACAGGUCUUGUGCAUGUAGUUUCUGGUCCUCUGUGGCUGGCGGACGAGUGUGUUGACCUUGAGGACCUUUGCUCCGUAGAGUUUCUUGAGGUACUCGCGGAUCUCAUACUUGGUGAAGUUGAGGGGCACCUUGAGGGCCAGCCUGUUCCUCUCCAGAAACACACCCGUCAGGUGGAUGUAGCAGUUCUGCCAAGGGAAAUACACAUUCCUAAACACACACCAGACAGACAGACAGCACGGGAGUGCAGCUGCAGUUUUCUCGCGAUUGUGUGAGCUCUGACCGAGGCGCCUUUGGUGGCCCGAGCAGCGGCCGUGAGCUGAACAUCGCACCAGGUCCCCCGUAGCCGACGGCCGCUCACACACAAGAGGUGGAGCAGAGGUGACAGAUCAGCGGCAGAUCUUCACGUGCACGAGCACGUGCAUACCACACGGCACCCUUUGCGU
Molecule: messenger RNA, 1556 nt
Organism: Vitrella brassicaformis
Lineage: Eukaryota; Vitrellaceae
Source: the annotation of a GenBank genome assembly